CUUCGAAGUGCCGACUGAUGGAUAUUUCCGUAAUUUGCGAGAAAGGAUGAUGACAUAUACGUCAUUUGGAGAUGAUAAAUCGACUCCGUGGAGAUGGCGGAGUUCACGGCGCAGCCGCAGCAGCCAUCGUGGACUACAGCCUGGGAGUAGAUUUGCAUCCGAUCUUUGCAUCAAGGAAAUGGCCGAUUCCAAGGUGUAUCGCUUCGAUGAGGUCUCCAAGCAUAACGUCGCCAAAGACUGUUGGCUCAUCAUCUCCGGAAAGGUUUAUGAUGUCACCCCAUUUUUGGAUGAGCAUCCUGGUGGCGAUGAGGUUUUGCUAGCAGUAACCGGAAAAGAUGCCACCAAUGAUUUCGAGGAUAUAGGUCAUAGUAAUUCUGCCAGGGAUAUGAUGGCCAAGUACUACAUUGGGCAGGUAGAUCUUUCAACAGUUCCAACAAAGGGCACCUACAUACCACCUCAGCAAGCAUCCUACAAUCCAGAUAAAACUUCAGAGUUUGUAAUCAGAAUUUUGCAGUUCCUUGUGCCCAUAAUGAUUUUGGGCUUAGCCUUUGCUGUCCGGCGCUUCACCAAAGCAGAUUAAGCAUUCUGUCAUAAUUAUUCGUCCUCUACAAAAUUCGCUACAUUAGUCAAUUUAAAGACUUGGAAAUUAUUGAACUAUUAUGUAUUGCUACUUACUGUGAUGCAGUGAUUGCCUUCUCA
Molecule: messenger RNA, 699 nt
Organism: Musa acuminata AAA Group (dessert banana)
Lineage: Eukaryota; Viridiplantae; Streptophyta; Magnoliopsida; Zingiberales; Musaceae
Product: cytochrome b5-like
Exons: 4
Coding region: 47-580 (177 amino acids)
Cellular component (GO): membrane; intracellular membrane-bounded organelle
Molecular function (GO): heme binding
Source: RefSeq, a predicted model, not a curated record